Molecule: messenger RNA, 3299 nt
Organism: Ruditapes philippinarum (Manila clam)
Lineage: Eukaryota; Metazoa; Mollusca; Bivalvia; Venerida; Veneridae
Exons: 11
Coding region: 987-3299 (770 amino acids)
Source: RefSeq, a predicted model, not a curated record
CAAUCUAUAUUUAGACUUGUGACGUACUUGUGACGCGCUGAAAAAAAUAAUUAUAGAAACAAAUCAGUCACCAUUUGUACUGCGUUGUUACGAUAAAGUACUAUAUAAAGUUACUAUACUAAGUCAUUAAAUACCCAGAUUUGCUAAUGAUUUGUCACAAUCAGUUUAACAGUUGCUGUACUUUAUUUUAUACAUGUAUGUUCGUUAUAUCUGUAUAAUAAAAUAUUUAAAUUUUCUAUUUUACAGAUUGAAGAAAAUGACGUGCUUUUAGACAUACAUUUCUGGAAUCUGAAAAAAAGCUUCUUCAUUUUUAAAGACAUAAAUAAACUGGAUUUAGUUAUUCAAGGGUGAAAAAUGUGAUUGUGAAUUACCGAGAUAUUGUGCCAUUUUUGUACUGAAAAAUAUAAUUAUCUAAUUGUAAGGAAACAAAAUGUAUUGAAUUGGAAAGUUAAUAUAGUUGUAAUGACCAAAACAUUUAUCACAUGAAACGACAAAUAGACAGGAAAGUAACAAAAUGAAUAAGAGAAAUGUCCGGAAGCAGAAACAAUGAUAGAACAUUGAAUGAUAUGUCAACACAGAAAUAACCAAAUUUUAGCGGUGAAUAUUUUAGCAAUAAACUGUUGAUAUUUAUGAAUUUUUCUCAAAUGUGGCGUUUGAAAACACACCUCUCCUUCACAGACUGACAUAUUCUUCAUAAUUAAUCAGACAAUAUUUUAAAUAUGGAAUUAUACCACAUUGAAUUCCUUCUCCUUCGCCUCAAAUAAUCAGUAAAUUUGAUUAGAUAUAUACUAGAUAAAACGUUAUUUCAUACUUUGUUAUCAAAUGGGGAUUACAAAACAUAUCGCGAAUUUUAAUUACAAACGUUACCGUUUUUAUAUCUUAACAAAUUGGAAAAUCCAUAUUCAAGAAAGUGUGACAUAGUGAAACCAGUUGUUUGGGGAAACCAAACUGUCUCUUAAGUUUCCAUUGUUCAUCAUCAGUCCAUCAUGAGUGACAAUAACAAUCGUGGGGAUUUUAUACCAACUGAAGACUUCCCUGACUUCGUUUUAGAUCCACGGAUGUCUUUCCAGAUAAUAAGUAUCAUUAUAAGUUGUUACUUUAACAGAAGAUUCACUAGUCGAGAAAUGCGUAACGAAUUUGUCAGAUAUAUAUCUUUCUACUUAUUUCCUAACUCUGCAGUUGCUAUCCAUGAGUUUAUAAGAGCUGGGUUCUACUACAGCAGUUAUCAAGAUGUUGUUAUCUGUUACCGUUGUGGUUAUCGAAGAGGGAACUGGCAAGUAACAGAUAAUCCAAAUGAUAUUCAUCGUCAGUUUUCACCAACUUGUGUACAACAAUCCACGGUAAACAUACAAAUCAAUGACAUGUUUCAGUUUCUAAGAGAAUAUCUAAGACAAAACCCAACAGGACCAACUUAUUUACCGGCUUCGUCAAUGAGAACUGAAUUUAGUGACAGGGAAAGUCAGCAAACAGAAAGCUAUGAGAUAAUCAGAAUUCUUCCGCAAGCUGAUCUCCCAGUGCCACUGAUUAACCGUCCAUUGGAAGAUAUACAUUAUGGCACUUUCGAAGUGAGACCGGCUUUAAUCCGGAAUCAAAUGAGUGAAAUUGAAAGCAGAGAUCAGAGCCAAGUACAUGGUGAGCUCGUAAAUCCAUUAUAUGGACAAAGUAUUCCUCUUUUAAGUGAAGAGUGUCCAGCACUAACAUAUCGUAAUCACAGUACAAACAGUGAAACCAAUUUUGAACAAGGAUAUGAAAAUAGUCAUGCAACAGGUGAUUAUUCUGAUAGUUCACAGGACACGACCGAACUUAAGACAGUGUUUCGGCAGGAAAUACAAAGUUCAAAAGUGGUAGAAAGGAACACUAAUUUAUCCCAGUACCAAAGGUUAAUAAAGAGAACACCACAUGCAUCUUCUGAGUUGUCAAGUGAAGGUUUGCAAAAUGGUGACGUUCUUCCGACUGAGCUAAACAGAAAUAAGAGUUAUCAAGUACAACAAGUCACAGACGAAGGAAUGACUCCGUUGCCUGAGGCAGAACUACUCAAAGAAAGUCAGGAGGGGGAUAUAGACACAAAUCAAAAGACAGAUAUUAACCAGAAUAUACCUCUUACCAAAGAAAUCUUAGUGUCGUCCUUAGAGAAUGAAGGAAGAUCAGUUACUAACGUGUCUAGCACUGUAGACAUAGGACCCGAAGAAGAAAUUAAAGAAAAUGGUCCCGUGCAUACUUUGCAAGCCACUAGGACAGAAUUAAGAGAGCAACCUAACAAAUUACAAAACUCAAAAGUGAGAAUAGACGAAACAGCACGUUCUUCUGAGAUAAGCAGUGGCAGAACAGAAACUAAUCAUAGUGUGUUUAAGUCACGUUUGUUUCGUGAGAAUAUGGAAAACCCUGCACAAUUCAGUGACCAAAUUGAUCAACAGUCAGAUGAGCACCAGGUUCAUUUACAGUAUAAUCAUACCUCCACUGCACUGAUGAUAUCAACAGAUUUUGGUCAAGAAGAAAAUGUCACAGAAGAAAGAACAUUUCCGGUGGAAGAGGCAGAACUUCUCAAUGAGAGACGGGAGAUACAGUCAAAAUCUUAUCAAGUACGAGAAGUCACUGACGAAAGAACAGCUUCAGUGGCUAAGAAAGAACUACACAAAGAAAAUCAAGAGACAAUUCGGGAGAUACAGAUAAGACAGAUAACUGAAAAUGAUCAGUUAACCCUAGAAAUCUUAGGUGCUGCCUAUCAGUCAACAACGGACCUUCAGUCAAAACGUCAAGAUGUGGACAAGACCGAAGAAAGUGUUCCGCCUAAUUCACAAGAGUCAAAUCAAGUACAAGAGGCCACAGACGAAAAUACAGAUCCGUUACCUAAGGCAAAACUACACAAAGAAACACAGGAGAAAGAUUCAAAUCAAGAAACAAAUCUGGAGAGAGAGGCAAAUCAGGAUAUAGCUACACAUCAAAAGACAGCGAUAAACCAGGAAUCUAAUCAAGAACGAAAAGUCACCGACGAAAGAACAGCUUCGGUGGCUAAGACAGAACUACAUAACACAGUUCAGGAGAAACAGAAAACUGAAAAUGAUCAGUUAACCCAAGUAAUCUUAGGACAAUCAUUGGGUUCUAUGCAAGGUAAUAAUUCUGUACCUGUAGAACCGGACUUACAUACUCAGAAUCAUAGUCCGGGGACGAUUCACUCCAUAAAAACCAAGGAGACAGAUCGAUUUGAACACCGAGCAGACGUUGAGCAAUCCGUUGAGCAAUCCGAUACUUAUAAGGAUGUUCCUGGUUUGAAUUAUACAAUUAAUAAUAUUAAGAUGUGA